AUGGCCGAAUACUGGAAAUCUGCGUGCAAGAUCUUCAUUCGCGACACGGCUUUCGAAAAGACCCAACACGAAGCCAGCCCCAAACAUCAAGGUAGCCUAAGACGCUUUCUCAAUCAAAUCCACAAGGACAAUGAGCAGCAACAACGAGAUUCACAGCGCGCAAAAAGCGAAGUUGAGCGAUUACGACAGGCCAUCAGCGGCGGGUCUGCGACAGAUAAGGGCGGCGAGGCACCGCCCCCGAAACGAAAUGCGCCGCCAGCCGCAAAGCCCACACAAAGGCCUGCCAGUUUAGAAGAGAGAAAGAAGCAGAUUGCACAGCUUGCCGAAAUGGGAGUCGCUAUUCCCCAGGAAUUUCGAGCUGAGAUGGCAUUAGCAGGAGAGUGGCAGACUACUUCCGAGACAAGGAUAGAGCCCCAGCAGGGACUGGAAGGCCCCACAAAAUCGGUUGGAGUGCGCAAGCGCAAGCUUGAAGGCGAGGAUGAGGAGGACGAACAUGCGUCCGAACCGGUCGUGAACAAAGGUUGGGGCUCGAGAAUGAAGCAAUACCCCGGCGCACAAGACGACGGGGAUUUGGAUGACCUGCUUGCAUCUACCAAAGAAAUCAAAAAGACAAAGACAUUCACACCCAAGGCUGAGCUUGUUGAAAAGGAGACCAAUCCCGCGGCACCCACCAGUUCCGCCAAGAAACAAGAUACGCCCGCCAAAGUAGAGUCUCAAGAUACAGACGAAUCAACUGUGGUCAAGACAGAAGAGUCAACCCCAUCAGAGCCAGUGACAGAAGAGAAGCCCCAGAGCGAAGAUGCCGCACCCGGUGUUGUCUUCAAGAAGCGAAAGCCGAAAACCAUGCGGAAAUGA
Messenger RNA from Penicillium soppii, 855 nucleotides. Its product is annotated as putative formin binding protein. Gene Ontology annotation, biological process: mRNA splicing, via spliceosome. The record is from RefSeq and is a predicted model, not a curated record. NCBI's taxonomy places the organism in Eukaryota, Fungi, Ascomycota, Eurotiomycetes, Eurotiales, Aspergillaceae. The transcript has 2 exons. Bases 1 to 855 code for a protein of 284 amino acids. Gene Ontology annotation, cellular component: precatalytic spliceosome. Gene Ontology annotation, molecular function: RNA binding.